AUGGCGGUGGUGGUGAUGGCAACGAUGGUGGCGAUGGUGGUUUGUGGGGGACGUAGUGGUGGAGGAGGUGGCGGUGGUGGAGGCGGUGGCGGUAGCGAUGGCUGUGGCAAUUAUGGGGAUGAUGUUGGCAGUGGCUGUGGUGGUGGAGACGGUGGGCCUGAUAGUGGGGGUGGUGGAGGUGGGGGUAAGGGUGGUGGCGAGGUGAUGGAGGUGGCAGUGACGGUACUAGUACUGGCGGGUGGUGGUGGAGGUGGUAGUGUUAGUGGCGGUAGCAGCGGUGGCGAUUAUGGUGAUAGUAGAAGAGGUGAAAUCAUAUCUUGA
Molecule: messenger RNA, 321 nt
Organism: Prunus persica (peach)
Lineage: Eukaryota; Viridiplantae; Streptophyta; Magnoliopsida; Rosales; Rosaceae
Product: glycine-rich protein DOT1-like
Exons: 1
Coding region: 1-321 (106 amino acids)
Source: RefSeq, a predicted model, not a curated record